AUGUCUGACCUGGUUGCCUCCGAAUAUACUCCGCUGGAGGUGCCUCUUCCUCCAGGCCCGGAUACGUCGUUCUUUUCCGAGACGCAAUGGACGACACUCUUUGCAUUGGCAGAUGCUAUAAUCCCGUCAAUUCGGACGGCUGCUACCGUCAGAUCAUCAACCGACAAGGUCAUUUCAACCGCAGAAUGGGACUCGGCCGUGACCAAGCUGUCCUCGUUGAUCCCCGGCCCUGAAGCCGUAAAGGUCGCGGCCAUCUACUUGGAAGAAGAUGUCUCGUCGAAUCCUCUCUUCCGUGCAUACGUGGAGCGCAUUUUCGGGCAUUAUGUACACGAGGAAGGAAAGAGUGGCUUUGGGUUGAUUAUGAAUGCUCUCAACACUCGAGCGGGCUCAUUGAUACUAACCGGGUCCACCACACCAAUUCAUCAACAGCCCGUGGCCUUCCGUGAAAAGGUCUUCCGUGGAUGGGACACUUCCCGACUGCCCCCCCUCCGCGCGGUCUAUCGCGGACUCUCGGCAAUCGUCAAGAAGUCGUGGGUGAUGGCGAGUCCGACCAUGAAUCAAGUUCUCGGAAUUCCUCGCAUUCCCGUGCAUGGAAAGCCGACCGAUGGCUUCCCGUAUGAGUUCCUGCAGUUCCCUGCUGGAGAUCAACCCGAGACGAUUGAAACGGACGUGGUGAUUGUCGGUAGCGGCUGCGGAGGCGCAGUAACUGCAAAGAACCUGGCCGAGGCCGGUCUUCGAGUGCUCGUAGUUGAAAAGUCAUACUCUUACUCCAGCAAGUCGUUCCCCAUGACGCCGAACGAGGCAUAUGUGAAUAUGUUUGAGAACGCGGGAGCCACUAUUAGUGAGGAUGGAACGAUGGCUGUCCUGGCAGGCUCAACGUGGGGCGGUGGUGGUACGGUCAACUGGUCUGCUGCCCUUCAGACGCAGGCAUAUGUUCGUCAAGAAUGGGCCGAUACUGGCCUGCCCUUCUUCACCUCACUCGAGUUCCAGCGAAGUUUGGACCGUGUCUGUGACCGGAUGGGAGUCAACAUCGAGCAUGUUGAGCACAACCGACAGAACAACGUCAUCUUGGAAGGCGCACGCAAGCUCGGCUAUGCGGCCAAGGCAGUGCCGCAGAAUACCGGCAACAGCGAGCACUAUUGCGGCUACUGCACGCUGGGCUGCCAUUCGGCCGGUAAGAAAGGCCCCACGGAGACAUUCCUCGCCGACGCAGCCAAGGCGGGUGCAGUCUUCAUCGAAGGAUUCAAGGCGGAUAAGGUGAAAUUUGACGGGAAGACCCAAAAUGGGAAGCGGGUUGCGGUCGGUGUGGAAGGUACUUGGACUUCGCGCGAUUCGUAUCUCGGCAUCAGUGGCGAUGGCGCCGUGCAACGCAAGUUGAUCAUCAAGGCGAAGAAGGUGGUGGUCUCGUCGGGUACCUUGCAGAGCCCUCUUUUGCUGCUGCGGAGUGGCAUCAAGAAUUCUCAGAUUGGAAAGAAUUUGCAUUUGCAUCCAGUCAUGGGCGGUGGUGCCGUAUUUGACGACUCUGUUCGCCCGUGGGAAGGUGGCGCGUUGACAACCGUGGUCAACGAGUUCGAGGACCUGGAUGGACACGGUCACGGCGUGAAGAUUGAAGCCGUGUCGAUGAUGCCAUCCGUAUAUAUUCCGGUCUUCCCCUGGCGAGACGGUCUGGACUAUAAGCUCUGGGCUGCGGGCAUGAGUCGCAGCACCAGCUUCAUCACGUUGACCAAGGACCGUGAUGGUGGUCGGGUCUUCCCCGACCCGGUGGAUGGUCGGCCUCGUAUUGAUUAUACCGUCUCGCCCUUCGAUCGGCGCCAUAUCGUGGAGGGCAUCAUCGCCGCCGCGAAGAUCGCCUAUAUCUCCGGUGCGAAGGAGUUCCACACGACUUAUCGUGAUAUCCCGCCUUUCAUCCGCCCUGACGCGUCGAACCCGGAUGCUCCAGAGGGCACCAAUGAUGUUGCUCUGCAGAAUUGGAUCGCCGAGCUGCGUCGCAAGUCCCCCUUGAACCCCGAACGGGGCCUGUUCGCCAGUGCGCAUCAGAUGGGAACGUGUCGCAUGGGCAAGACUCCCAAGACUAGCGUGGUGGACCCGGACUGCCAAGUUUGGGGAACAGAUGGCUUGUACGUUGUUGAUGCGUCGGUCUUCCCCAGCGCCAGUGGUGUUAACCCGAUGGUCACCAACAUGGCUAUUGCCGAUUGGGCCAGCCGAAAUGUCGCUCGGGCAUUGGGUAAGCCUCGAAGCGAGCGGAACGGUAUGGCUCGCCUGUGA
Molecule: messenger RNA, 2265 nt
Organism: Penicillium daleae
Lineage: Eukaryota; Fungi; Ascomycota; Eurotiomycetes; Eurotiales; Aspergillaceae
Product: GMC family oxidoreductase
Exons: 3
Coding region: 1-2265 (754 amino acids)
Molecular function (GO): long-chain-alcohol oxidase activity; flavin adenine dinucleotide binding
Source: RefSeq, a predicted model, not a curated record